This is a messenger RNA of Meleagris gallopavo (turkey), 1568 nucleotides long. It is a transcript of the gene CDKN3, whose product is annotated as cyclin dependent kinase inhibitor 3. The record is from RefSeq and is a predicted model, not a curated record. Gene Ontology annotation, biological process: protein dephosphorylation. Gene Ontology annotation, molecular function: protein tyrosine phosphatase activity. Lineage: Eukaryota; Metazoa; Chordata; Aves; Galliformes; Phasianidae.
GGCUGAAUUCAAACGGACGGCGGGAGGGGAGCGGCGCCAUCUUGGGGCCGCAACCGGUAUCUUCGGCCCCUCAACCUCGGCCCUAAGCGAGGGGUAGGGCAGCGCUCUGGUGGGUUCCUCGCUCUUUUCCAUCCGCAGCCGUGAACCAUGCACGGAGCCAGCUUUGACUCGUCAGACGAAGAGGCCGCUGAGGAGGAAGGAGAGGAGCCGGCGCCGCUGCCGCUGUCCUGGCUUCCUCUGCCUCCUGCCUACUCCUCUGCGUUCCUGGCUGUGUGUUCCCUGCCAGGUUGCAGGUUUAAGGACAUUAGAAGGAAUCUUCAGAAAGAUAUCGGUGAGUCUUCUGAUCAGUGCGUGAGUGCCUCUCAUUGUCAUGGAAUGGAUGAACUAAAGAACUGUGGGACACGGGAUGUGUUCGUGCUUUGUACCAAAGGAGAGCUCUUAAAAUACCGAGUACCAAACCUUAUAGAUGCCUACCAAGAGUGUGGGAUCUGUGUGCACCACUAUCCUAUUCCAGAUGGAGAUGCACCUGACAUCACCACCUGCUGCACAAUUCUGGAAGAGCUCAGAAGCUGCUUGGAAAGCAACAGGAAGACAAUCAUCCACUGUUACGGUGGCCUCGGACGCUCCUGUCUCAUAGCUGCAUGCCUCCUGCUUCAGCUUUCGGAUGCAGUGACACCUCAGCAAGCAAUAGACAGCCUCAGAGAAUUAAGAGGAUCUAGGGCGAUACAGACAAUCAAGCAAUACAAUUAUAUCCAUGACUUCCGAGAGAAUGUAGCUGCACAGCUGGAAGCUCAGGCUACAGUACAAAGAUCGGUGUCACGCACAUGAAUAUUGGACUACAGAUUUCUGCAGCCACCUGUGCGAUGUGCUAUGAGAUCUAGCACCUGAGAGACUCAAAGGGAACAAAUAAACUACUUAUACAAAAACGUGUUGCUGGAACUGGAAAAUUACUUCAUUUUCCUCAACAGGUAAAUGGAAAAGAUUCUCAAUUAUCACAUCGAAGCUGUUCACAACGACCAUUUACAAUGCACUGUUACCAGUUUAUGUGAAACAUCUCUCCCAGCCCCAACCACUAUUUAUCUGCAGAGCCACAACAACACAAAAGUAGGGAAUCGGAGCUUCCCUUUUCAGACACAACUUGAUUCUGUAUUCUGUUUAUAAAAGGUAAUGCAACGAUCCCAUCAGAAAACAGAUGAAUUUAAAGACAAAAUGAGGCACCAAGUAAAAAUAAGCAUUUCUGAAUUUGAGACUUUAUUUAUUGCACUAAGGAACAGCAGGGCAGUUUCACAAUCUCUUCUUUGAAAAGCUCUGUAGUAUUACUCUCAAGCUCAGGAGUAUUUUCACCAUUGGAAUUGAUAAACGUGGAUUUAUCCAUUUGUGAGUAAGUUUGCUAAUGGUGUCUGUGCACAGACUGUAAACAAAUCAUUAAAUUCACUCCUUUGUGGACAAUGCAGUGUUUCCUAUCACGAUGACACACGCCUGUGAUUACAGCAAGGCUAGCAUUUGGUGAAAAUACAGAACCAUGCACUUACAGGGGAAGAUUACCCAGAUAGGAAAAGAAAAAAAAA